AUGAGCAAGAAGAGCGUGCGCUGGUCCACCGUCACGGUGUACGAGUUCGGCGUGGGCAUCGGCGGCAGCGCCGUGCCUCGUCGCGGCGGGCCCGCCGUGGGGCUGGCCAAGACGCCUCGCUGCGUGUGGAGCACGUCGGUGGACGCGGCGCAGAGCGAGCUGGCGACCGAGAACGCGGCUCUGGAGGUGCAAGAAGGCAAGGCGGGGAGUGCGCCGGCAUCGACCGCCGCUCGGAGACACCGCAGGCGCGUGCGCUGGCUCAAGCCGCUGGAGCGCGUGACGAUGCUGGAGAAGGCUGGCUACAGCGAGGAGCGCAUCUACCGCAUGCUCAUGGAGUCGUCCAGCAUUGCCCAGUCGCGGCGCCUGUGUCUGCGUGUGGCCUCGCUCGAGUGUGCGGCGGCAUGA
Molecule: messenger RNA, 405 nt
Organism: Phytophthora sojae
Lineage: Eukaryota; Oomycota; Peronosporomycetes; Peronosporales; Peronosporaceae
Exons: 1
Coding region: 1-405 (134 amino acids)
Source: RefSeq, a predicted model, not a curated record